Moneuplotes crassus is the source of this 1253-nucleotide messenger RNA. Lineage: Eukaryota; Ciliophora; Spirotrichea; Euplotida; Euplotidae. The record is from the annotation of a GenBank genome assembly.
AAAAUUACUUGAUUAUGAUCUUAAUCCACGUGGUCCUUGCUCUUGCUAGAGGAAAAACUCUCAUCAACCACCAGUGAGAACUCGUUAUCCAAAAGAAGUACAUAUCCAAACUCUGUCGUGAUACAAAUAAUAUGAAGACAAUGUAUUUGUGGGAUCCUUCUUUCCUCGCCAAUCAAAUGCAAAGUGCCUCCUUUGAUAGUAUAAAUGGCCUUAUUUUAGCAAAAUUUUUUGAAAGCAACACACAAGUUGAUUUCACUGAGGAUAAAGUUUUGGUUACUACUCAAAACAACAUUUCAGUCACUGCUUUUGAUUUUGAGAUCAUCUCAUUUGAGACUGCAAACAGAGCACUGUGGAAGAUUGCAUAACCUUUCAUCGUGGAAAUGUAGACUUCUUGCAGUUCUCUAAAGACUUUGAGCCGCUUAAUGAACGCAAUUCGUCAGAACUUCAACCAGCUCAUGGUCAAAACAACUCAGACAGCAUUCUGAAGCUGCAGAUCCCAAUGGCUAAAGUACUGCAAAAUAAUACUCUGAUGUUGGUUCUCUCUUGUGAAUCGUUCAAAGACCAAAUUGUUGUUGUGCAGUUCAGAGGUACAUCUCACUCUGAACUUGUUGUGUCGAAACUCAAGAAAGUUGACAUCAACAUCAGCAAAGUCAAAGCUUUGUCAGUGUUUUCAAAUUUCAAAAGCAAGACUGAGAACAUGCUCUAUUGAAUACUGAUCAACAACAAAGGACAGAUCAUGACUCUGAAGAUCACUGCCCAUACAUUCAGGACUCAUCUUCCAGGAUACGAGUUGAUGUCCAGAGAGCAGACUGAACCAAUCAGAUCAGAGAUAGUCAGAGCCAGAGAUCAUCACUGGUUCACUGACUAUGUCUCAGUGAUCAAUCACUACAAAGGCAAGACUGAACUAGUGAUGAUGCAGAUCCACAACUCUUCUCAGUUUUAUUCCCACACAUUUCACAAAGAAAUCUCAGAGUUUUCAGCAUAUUGUUACACUCAGCAGUACAUGAUGGCUUUCGUGCAAUUCUCAGAUGGAAGUAGUCUCAAACUCCAUGCAAAAAUGAAGCAAGACACUGACUUUGAAAUCAGACAGGAUCCUGUGAUUGAUCCUAUCAUUGAACGAAGCACUUCUGCUUGUCUGUAUAAUGGGUUCUUGGUCUUUGCAAAUUACUCAACUUCUGACUUAUUAAAGAUACAUAAAGCUACAUUUGCAAACUGCCAGCUCAACUUUACCAUGUAAUACAAGACUGAGGAUC